This is a messenger RNA of Paramecium sonneborni, 1168 nucleotides long. Lineage: Eukaryota; Ciliophora; Oligohymenophorea; Peniculida; Parameciidae. The record is from the annotation of a GenBank genome assembly.
AUGAAUUAUUAUUCGUUCUAUAACUUGCCUUCUCAACCUCAAACAGUUUAACCUCAAAUUCAUAAGAAAUUACACAAAGAUUAGUAUGAGAUACUUUAGAUUGAACUAGGAAGUGGAACUUAUGGGAAAGUUAAGUUAGCAAUUAACAAUGUCUAAAAUAAAAAGUUUGCUAUUAAAAUAGUAACAAAUUUAUAUAUAAAGAUUUCAAAAAGCUAUAUUAAGCAAAUUUAUGCAACUUAACAUAUAUUAAAUGAAUUAAAUUACUUAUCAGGAUGUAAGCAUAAAAAUAUAGUGGAAUACGUUGAACAUUUUGAAGAUAGAGAUAAUAUAUAUAUAGUUCUAGAGUAUUGUGGACAAGGAACCUUAGAUGAAUUGAUAAAAAAAAAAAAAAAAUUAAAUGAAGAAGAAGCAUUUCAUUAUUUCUAUUAAAUUGCUUAAGCUAUUCUUUAUUUGCAUGAAAAAGAUAUAGUUCAUAGAGACAUAAAAGCCGAUAAUAUUUUAUUGUAAAAUAGUGAUGUAAAAGUUUGUGAUUUCAAUUGGUCAACAUUCUUACCAAAUGGUGGUAAAGCAAAACCAUGUUUUUGUGGUACAACUGAAUAUAUGCCACCAGAGAUUAUAAGAAAGGAAAAACACGACAAGGCAGUUGAUAUUUGGUCCAUGGGAAUUCUAUUAUAUGUAUCACAAAUAAUUAAUAAUUUUACAGUAUAUGUUACAUGGUGAAUUAUUAUUUAGAGCCAAAGAAAAGGAAGAGCUACAUGAAAAAAUUUGUAAUAAAUAAUUAAUUAAAUUCAAUCAAAAAUUGUCUACAGAAUGCUUAUUUUUAUUAUAAUAGAUGUUAGCACAUUAAAAAAGAAUUAAUAUUUAUUAGGUAUUAAAUUCAGAUUGGGUGAUUAAGAUGUUAAAGUCUAAAAAUAAUUUACAUUCUCUUGAGCUGACUCCAAUCAAAAAUCGAUCAACUGCCUAAGAAUCGACUAGAUUUAGCUUUUAAUCAAAUUCAACUCGCCUUUCCAAUUCAAAGUUCACAACUAAAUCUUAAUAUAUUGAAUCACCAUAAAAAAUAAGAGACCUAAAUUAUGGAGUUACAGAUUAAAAUCCAAAGAAAGUUAAAAGUUCUGCUUUAGAUUAAAAUAAUCCUGCUUUCAGGGUUGAAAAAAGAUAUUUUUAUUGA